Molecule: messenger RNA, 1362 nt
Organism: Fusarium redolens
Lineage: Eukaryota; Fungi; Ascomycota; Sordariomycetes; Hypocreales; Nectriaceae
Product: nucleotide-diphospho-sugar transferase
Exons: 2
Coding region: 1-1362 (453 amino acids)
Source: RefSeq, a predicted model, not a curated record
AUGACGUUCUUUCCUUGGCCAACUGCUCUUCCUUCCAAGGAACACAUUCCUUCUCGAGUAUUUCCAUCUCUUUUGCUGAUCGUUCCACUGGUUGCAAGCUUGACCUGUGUUUGGCUUCUUCUCAAUGAUAUUUGGACAAAGGUGUUUUGUACACUUUUCACACUGAGAUAUCUUCGUUUAUUCGGACAUGUUGCUGGAUCGUGGAUGUAUCGUCCUGCAGAGAUCAAACAGGAUCCUUCGUUUUCGCGGAAUGAUGUAACGGUUAUUCUUCCAACCAUCGAUCCUCAUGGUCCGGACUUUCGAGAGUGUGUGGAAAGUAUUCUUGCGAAUAACCCAGCUUGCAUUCUCGUCGUAACAGUUGGUGCUGUUCUACGAGAAGAAUGUCAAAUUGUUCUCAGAAAAUUGACUCUUGAUGCUCCGUUUACUCAGGUCCUUGUCUCGGCUCUCUCUGAACCGAGUAAGAGGCGACAAAUCACUCAUGCUAUGCCAAACGUCACUACGGCCAUUACUAUUUUCGCAGAUGAUCAUGUUUUCUGGCCGAGGAAUUUUAUUCCCUUUGUUCUUGCGCCUUUUGAAGAUCAGGGUGUUGGUAUGGUAGCGACCAAGAAGCGAGUUCGGCGAACGACACCUGGAGACUGGACAUGGCCGUCCAUCGUUAACUUCAUCGCGUGUAAUUACCUCCAGCGUCAUAACUGGGAACUUCGUGCAUCUAACGCCAUCGACGGUGGAGUAUUCGUCAUCUCAGGCCGAACAGCAGUUUACCGUACAGAGUUCCUCAACGACACUAACCUCCUCGAGCGCUUCUGCCAUGAGAAGUUCUGCUUUGGACUUUUUGGUGGUGGGGGUCUGGGUCCUGAUGAUGAUAACUUUUUGACAAGAGAAGGUAUGAAGAAAAAGUGGCUUGUCAAGUUUCAGGAUACAGAGGAUGCUACUAUUGAGACGACGCUUGGUGAGUGGCCUAAGUUUAAGGAUCAGCUACUUCGCUGGGCCCGUACGACCUUUCGCAGCAAUCCAGUCAUGCUUCGCGAUCCAAUUUUUGUUUCUCGGUAUACAUGGAGUUGCUUCAUGGUGUACUGGGCUGGUCUUGUCAACUUUGCUAUAAUCUGGGAUACACUCCUCAUCACGACGUUUGUCCUGGCUGAGAAAUCUGGCGGCGCUGAGUUGGUGCUCUUCUUGAUCUUUUUAUUCUGGACAAAGGUUAUCAAGAUCAUCCCGCACUUCCUUCAAUAUCCAUCUGACUUUCCACUUGUUGUUUGUCAGAUUGUGUUUGGGUUCAGUAGUGAUGGGUUUGUGAGGCUGGCUCGGACGCACGGUGGAAUUGAGUUGAUAGGAUCACAAAUACAAUACGAUGUCGAAAACUGA